CGUUCUAUAAAGGCCGCGCUGGGGCCCGCCCUCCUCACAGCCCGGGAGCGCGGCCUGCCGGGGAGGUGGUUCCAGUGCUCCCCACACAGUCACACUCCGCGCACUCACACACUUGGAAGCGCCUCCCCACGUCCCUCCCCUGCCCUCCUCUUGCUCUGCUCUCUUCUCCCUCACCACAAAUAGUCGCCGACCUACUGCCAAUCUGCCUCUCUCUCUCUCUCAACAUGACUGACUGGGAAGCGCUGGCUCGGGCAGAGCAGCUCCGUUGGCGCAGGCAGGAGGAGCAGGAGGAUUAUUAAAUAACGCAGCUCGACUCUGUGCCACUGAGAGUGGAGAGAAGGAGCCCUACGGCCGAGAAAGGGAGGGAGGGCAGAGGAGGGGGACCAGGAAGGACACCCCGGUGCCCCGAAGACAUAAAUCCCUGAGUGCCCGGGAGGAGCCUUAACAAGCGGCACGGAGCCCUCAAGGCUGCUAAGUUGGCUUUCACAGUGCAAGUCUUGGAGUCCCAAUGGGGGACUCAGGAUCAAGACGAUCUACUCUGGUCUCUAGGUUGCCAAUAUUCAGAAGAAGUAUUAGCAGAAGACAUGAUUCUCUUCCUUCUUCACCUUCUUCCAGUAAUACAGUUGGUGUCCACAGUUCCUCUCCUUCCAGCACUAACUCAAGCUCAGGUAGUACAGGUAAACGUAGGAGCAUAUUUCGUACUCCUUCCAUUAGCUUCCACCAUAAGAAGGGGAGUGAGCCUAAGCAAGAGCCUACCAACCAGAACCUUAGUAUUUCAAAUGGUGCUCAACCUGGUCACAGCAAUAUGCAGAAACUGAGUUUGGAAGAACAUAUUAAGACCAGGGGAAGACAUUCUGUUGGUUUUAGUAGUUCACGAAAUAAGAAGAUAACGAGAUCUUUGACAGAGGAUUUUGAAAGGGAAAAAGAACACUCAACUAAUAAGAAUGUCUUUAUAAAUUGUCUAAGUUCUGGCAAAAGUGAGGGAGAUGAUUCUGGAUUCACAGAAGACCAAACUCGUCGUUCUAUUAAGCAAUCAACAAGGAAGCUACUCCCUAAAUCUUUUUCAUCUCACUAUAAAUUUUCUAAGCCAGUUCUACAGAGCCAAUCCAUUUCAUUGGUACAACAGUCUGAAUUCUCAUUGGAAGUUACACAGUACCAAGAGAGAGAACCUGUAUUUGCAAGAGCUUCGCCAUCCUGUUCUGUGGAUGUAACAGAACGGGCAGGAAGCUCUUUACAAUCUCCUUUGCUUUCUGCUGAUCUUACCACAGCUCAGACACCUUCAGAAUUUUUAGCUUUGACUGAAGAUUCUGUGUCUGAAAUGGAUGCAUUUUCUAAAAGUGGAAGCAUGGCAUCCCACUGUGACAACUUUGGCCACAAUGAUUCUACCUCUCAGAUGUCUCUCAAUCCUGCUGCUGUUACAAAGACAACAAUAGAAUUUAUGGAAAAUGUUCCCUGUGCAAUUAUGUCUCCUGGGAAAUCUAGGUUAGAGAGUCAAUGUAGCACUGAAUCUAAUUCCUUACCAGAAACCUCUGUUGCUAAUCAGAAGGAAGUGUUAUUACAAAUUGCUGAACUACCUGCUACAAGUGUGAGCCACUCAGAGACUAACCUACCAGCAGAUAUUGAAAGAGAAGAAAAUAUAGGGUUACAAAAUGGUGAAACAAUGCUGGGGACAAGCUCCCCAAGGAAACUUGGAUUUUAUGAACAACAUAAAGCAAUAGCUGAACGUGUUAAAGGGAUCCAUCCUAUUUCAGAUUCAAAGAUAAUACCUACUUCUGGUGAUCAUCAUAUUUUUAACAAAACAUCAUAUGGAUAUGAAGCAAAUCCUGCCAAAGUUCUUGCCAGUAGCCUCAGUCCAUUUCGUGAAGGAAGAUUUGUAGAGAGGAGACUGCGAUCCUCAUCAGAAGGCACUGCAGGGAGUAGCAGAAUGAUUUUGAAACCAAAAGACGGAAAUAUAGAAGACAUGAAUAGCUUAAGAAAGCAAAGAGCAGGUUCUUCAUCUUCAAAAAUGAACAGUUUGGAUGUUUUGAAUAAUUUGGGAUCUUGUGAACUAGAUGAAGAUGAUCUAAUGCUUGAUCUUGAAUUUUUAGAGGAACAGAAUCUUCACCCUUCUGUUUGCCGAGAGGAUUCAUAUCACUCUGUCGUCUCUUGUGCUGCUGUAGUUCUUGCUCCUAUGGAACCAACAAUAGAAAUGAAGAAAAGAGAAGAACCAAAAUUUCCUGAGCCUUCCAAACAGAAUCUUUCCCUGAAAUUAACAAAGGACAUUGAUCAAGAAGCCAGGUAUUCCCACAUCAGCCGAAUGCCCAACAGUCCAUCUUCAGAUUGGCCCCUACAAGGUGUGGAAGAAAAUGGAGGCAUAGAUUCUCUGCCAUUCAGACUAAUGUUACAGGAUUGCACAGCAGUCAAGACAUUAUUAUUGAAGAUGAAGAGAGUUCUUCAAGAGAGUGCAGACAUGAGUCCAGCAAGCAGUACCACGUCACUUCCUGUUAGUCCUCUUACUGAAGAGUCAGUGCCUUUCAAGGAUAUAAUGAAAGAUGAAUGCUCGAUGCUCAAGCUGCAGCUGAAAGAGAAGGAUGAAUUCAUUUCCCAACUUCAGGAAGAGCUGGGAAAGGUUCGGCAUUUACAGAAGGCUUUUGCUUCAAGAGUAGAUAAAUCCACACAGACUGAACUACUAGGCUAUGAUAAACAGAAAAAAUCAAUUCUGAAAUUCAUAUGGAAUUAUAACAGGUACAGAAUAUCCAAAGGAAUCUUGAGUAAGAAGAAAGCUGGAGGCAUCACAAUUCCUGAUCUGAAAAUAUAUUACAAAAAUAAAGUAAUCAAAACUGCAUAGUACUACUAUGAAGACAGAGUGUAAAAGAAUGGAACAGAAUAGACAGUGCAGAGGUAAUUCUACAUAUUUAUAGUCAAGUGAUCUUUGACAGAGUGCCAAAAGCAUACAAUAGGGGAACAAAAGUAUAGUCUCUUCAAUUGAUAAUAUUGAGAGAACUGGAUAUCCAUGUGUAAAAGAAUGAAACUGGACCAUUAUCUUACAUUAUAUAUAGAAACCAACUCAAAGUCUAUUAAAUAAACAUAAUACCUAAAACUAUAAAACUGCUAGAAGAAAAUAUAGAGGGAUACUGCUUGACAUUUGACUGAGCAAUGAUUUUGAGACAUGACCCCAAAGUACAGGCACUAAAAACAGAAAUAGACAAGUAGGAUUUCAUCAAGGCAAAAAAUUUGUGUACAGCAAAGAAAACAAUCAACAAAGUAAAAGAACAACCUAAGGAGUGGGAGGAAGAAAAUCUUUGCAAGCUCUCCAUCCCAUAAGGAGUGAAUAUCUAGAACAUAUGGUACUCAAAUAAUUCAAUAGCAGAAAACAAAUAACCUGAGUUAAAAAUGGGCAAAAAAUGGUAUUGGGAAAAUAGGCUAGUGAUAUGCAGAAAGUUGAAACUGGAUCCCUUCCUUACACCUUAUUCAAAAAUUAACUCAAGAUGGAUUAAAGAUUUAAACGUGAGACCUAACACCAUAAAAACUCUACAAGAAAACCUAGGCAAUACCAUUCAGGACAUAGGCAUAGGCAAGGACUUCAUGACUAAAACACCAAAAGUAAUGGCAACAAAAGCUAAAAUUGACAAAUGGGAUCUAGUUAAUCUAAAGAGCUUCCUUACAGCAAAAGAAACUAUAAUUAGAGUGAACCAGCAACCAACAGAAUGGGAAAAAAAAUGUGCAAUCUACACAUCUGACAAAGAGCUAAUAUCCAGAAUCUACAAAUAACAUAAUCAAAUUUACAAGAAAAAAAAACAUCAAAAAGUGGACAAAGGAUAUGAACAGAUACUUUUCAGAAGAAAACAUUUAUGCAGCCAAAAAACAUAUGAAAAAAAGCUCAUCAUCACUGGUCAUUAGAAAUGCAAAUCAAAACUACAUUGAGAUACCAUCUCAUACCGGUUAGAAUGGUGAUCAUUAAAAAAAUCAAGAGACAACAAAUGCUGGAGAGAAGGUGGAGAAAUAGGAAUGCUUUUACACUGUUGGUGGGAGAGUAAAUUGGUUCAACCAUUGUAGAAGACAGUGUGGUGAUUCCUCAAGGAUCUAGAAAUAGAAAUAUUAUUUGGUCCAGCAAUCUGAUUACUGGAUAUAUACCCAAAGGAUUGUAAAUCAUUCUAUUAUAAAGAAUGAUUGUUUAUUGCAGAACUGUUUACAAUGUAUGUUUAUUUCAGCACUGUUUACAAAAGCAAAAACUUGGAACUAACCCCAAUGCCCGUCAAUGGUACACUGGAUGAAGAAAAUGUGGCACAUAUACACCAUGGAAUACUAUGCAGCUAUAAAAAGGAUGAGUUAAUGUCUUUUGCAGGGACAUGGAUGAAGCUGGAAACCAUCAUUCUCAGCAAACUGACACAAGAACAGAAAACCAAACAUGACAUGUUCUCACUCAUAAGUGGGUGUUGAACAAUGAGAAUACAUUGACACAGGGAGGGUAACAUCACACACUGAGGCCUGUUUUUGGGUGGGGGCUAGGGGAGGGAUAGCAUUAGGAGAAAUACCUAAUGUAGAUGAUGGGUUGAUGGAUGCAGCAAACCACUAUGGCACAUGUAUACCUGUGUAAAAAACCUGCACGUUCUGCACAUGUAACCCAAAACUUAAGGUGUAAUUUAAAAAUGGGCAAAAGACUCAGCCAUUUCUCCAGAUAAGACAUAUGAAAGGCCAACUGUUAUAUGAAAAGGUGCUCAACAUCACUAAUCACCAGGGAAAUACAAUCGUAACCACAAUGAGAUAUCACUUAACAGAUGUUUGGAUAACUGUUGUCAAAAUGACAAAAGAUGUCAAGUAUUGAAAAGGUUGUAGAGAAGAAGGAAUGCUUCUGUACUGUUGGUGGAAAUGUAAGUUGUUACUGCUUUUAUGAAAAACAGUAUGAAGAUUCCUCAAAAAAUUAAAAUAGAACUAUCACAUAAUCCAGCAAUUCUACUUCUGGAUAUAUAUCAAAGGAAAGGAAUUCAGUAUGUCAAAGAGAUAUCUGCAUUUCUGCAUUCAUAGCAGUAUUAUUAGCAAUAACAAAAGCAUAGAAACAACCUAAAUAUCCGCCUAUGGAUGAAUGGAUAAAGAAACUGUAAGAUACAGAAAUAGACACACACAUAUAGACACACACACACAUAUACAUACACAGACACACACAUACACUCCAAUGGAAUAUCAUUCAGCCAUAUAAAAGAAAAUCCUGUCAUUUGCAGCAGCAUGAAUAAAUGAGAAUGUGUUCCUGGUUCGUUCAUGCUAAGUGAAGUAAGCCAGACACAGAAAGAUAAAUAUUGCAUAAUCUCACUCAUAUGUAAAAUUUUAAAAUCAUGAUCUCAUAAAAGCAGCUAGUACAAUGGUGGUUUUCAAGUGCUGGGAUUUAUAGGAAAUGAGGAGGCAUUUGGAUAAAUGGUAUAAGUUUCUGUUAUGCAGGAUAAACAAGUUCUGGAGAUAUAAUGUAUAGCAAUGUGACAAGAUUUAACAAUACUGUACUAUAUACUUGAAAUUUGCUAACAGAGUACAUUUUAAGUGUUCUGAAGAUCUACAAAAAAAGUAUGUGAAGUGAAGUAUAUGUUAAUUAUCCUGAUUUUGGUAACAAUUUCUCAAUAUAUACAUAUAUCAAAACAUUGCAUUGUAUGCAUAUAUCAAAACAUUACAUUGUGUAUUCAAAUUAUACAAUGUUUAUUUUUUCAAUUACAACUUGAUAAAGCUGGGAGAAUUUGUUUUAUAGAAAAAUAAAACUCUCAAGAAAGUGAAAAUACAGCCCCAGAAUGGAAGAAUAUAUUUGUAAAUCAUGUGUUUGAUAACAGACUUGUAUUCAAAAUACAUAAACAUAUUUUUCUCUAAAUAAGAUAUACAAAUAAAUGCAUAACAAGAUUCUUAGCACCUUUAGCCAUUAGGGGAAUGCAAUUCAGAAUCACAAUGAAAUCAUACUUCAUACCCAUGGAUAGCUAAAUAAUAAUAAUAAUAAAGAUAGCAAGUACAACUGUUGGCAAGUGUAUGGGAAAAUCCCUCCUACUUCAUUGAUAUGAUUAUAUAAUGGUAUAGCCACUUUAGAAAACAGUAAGAUGCUUUCUUAAUCUGUUAAACAUAGAAUUGCCAAAUGACCUAACAGUUCCACUCUUCAGUGUACACCCAAUAAUAUGAAAACUUACUUUCACACAAGAACUUGUGUUCAAGGUACAUAGCAGCCUUAUUAAUAGCCAAAAGUGUAAAUAAUCCAAAUAUACAUGAACUGAUAAAUCCAUAAAGCUAAGUGUUAUGUUUAUAUGAUGGAAUAUUAUUCAGCCUUAACAUGUAGUGAAAUACUGAUCUAUUUUACAAUAUAGAUCCACCUUGGAAAAUACAUGUUUACUGAAGGAAGCGUAUCACAAAAGGUCACAUAUUAUAUAAAUCAAUUUAUGUGAAAUGUUCAGAAUAAGCAAAUCCAUAGAGACAGAAAGUAGAUUUGCAUUUGUCAGGGGUUAGGAGGAUGGAGAAUAGGAAAUGAGUGCUGAUGGGUUUUGGGUUUAUUUUUCAGAUGAGGAAAAUUUCUUAGAAUUAGUGGUGUAUGUUGAACAAUUCUGCUGAGAUACUAAGAAAACACAUAAUUGCAUAAUUUAAAAUUGAGAUGUGUAGAUAUGUUAACUCGCUUGUCUAUAUUGACCAUUUUACUAUCUGUACAAAAAAAUUUGGGUUGUACACUUAAGUUUAUGCAAUGUAAUUUUUCUAAAUAGUAAAAUAAUGAAAGAACUGAAAGAGCAAAUUUUAUGGUAUGUGAUUUAUAUCUCAAUAAUAGACACCUAAUGAGUAAUGAAACUAUCAAACAUGGAAACAGGGUCUCUGAGUAAUUUGCUCACUAGUUACUACAACUUCUCUCUGCCAGGUCAUUAUGUUAUUAGUAGUUAUAUGGUCCUCAUUGUCAUUGUUAUUUUUGUUGCUAAACAGUUGAAAAUCCAGUUACUAUGUAAGGAUAUUGCAACAUCACAUUAUUACCUAUAUAUUUUUACCUUGUUAGCAAUGUGUUUGUUUAAAACAAUUAGCAAUGUGUUUGUUUAAAACAAAGAGCUAUCCUAUAUAUAUUUGUAGCAGUAUUUGAAAGUAAACAAUUUUUUUGAAUACAAAAUAGUCAUUAUAUUAAUUAUAAUAAAUUAGAAUGAUGUUGUUGUUAUUACAUUCCCAAAGCCCUACAAUGUUGGAUGAUGAAAAGAGACUUUCACUGGGAAUUUAGAGUAGGUAGCAAGUCUAAAUCUAAUUUUGCCUUUUAUUAAUUGUGUGACCUUAACGUCUCAUUUAACUCCCUUUUUAUUGGUGACUUCAUUUUAAAAAGUCAGAGGUUUAUCUCUGAAAUUGGUUCAGUUUGCCCUAAUUUCUAUUUUUUGUGUUACAAGUAUAAUUAGUAUAGAAAAGCCAAUUAACCUAAGGAAAAUAUUUGCCACAGAUUUUGAUAGGCAGAAUUAAUAUUUUAAUUUACCAUAAAAGACUAGACACAUUAUUAAGAAAAGUACUAUGGAUCAAAUUAAUUAAUAUGAAAAGGAAAUGAAUGUAUAAUUUACAAAAAACAAAUUCAAAACACAAGUCAGGAAGAAAGCAAAAGUGGAAAAAAUAUUCAGUUACCAAAAUG
Molecule: messenger RNA, 7582 nt
Organism: Callithrix jacchus (white-tufted-ear marmoset)
Lineage: Eukaryota; Metazoa; Chordata; Mammalia; Primates; Cebidae
Gene: CCSER1
Product: coiled-coil serine rich protein 1
Source: RefSeq, a predicted model, not a curated record